Molecule: messenger RNA, 1212 nt
Organism: Caenorhabditis sp. 36 PRJEB53466
Lineage: Eukaryota; Metazoa; Nematoda; Chromadorea; Rhabditida; Rhabditidae
Source: the annotation of a GenBank genome assembly
AUGGUUCUCUGCUGUCUCUGCACCCUUUUCACCUGGGUUUUCUACUUUUUCGCCCUCGUCGUCGUCUGGAAUAUAGUCAGGUAUCCAAAGGGAAAACUUGAACUUAUUGGCCAUGUUUGCCAACAGAUACGUUUUGGAACUGAUACCGGAGGGCGGCUCGCAUCACGACCGGGCAGUGUUUAUUACUGGGUGCGACACUGGAUUCGGACGGGAAUUGGCGAAGAAGUGCGUGAAGAAUGGCUUCCUCGUGUUCGCCGGAUGUCUUACCACGCAAGGAGCCUCUUCUCUGGAAGUGGAAGCCGCCAAUCCACGUCUUCAUACCGUUUCGUUGGACGUCAGCAAAGACGAGUCGGUUGAAAAGGCGGCCGAGUACGUGAAGAAGAACUUGGGCAACCACAGUGAGUUUACUUUUCAAUUCGCCGAAACCUGAAACGGUCUUCCAUUUGAGAACUGUGGGGAGUGGUCAACAAUGCGGGUAUCUUCUCGUGCUACGGUCCCGAUGAUUGGUGCCGAAUGAACGACUACAAACUGGCGUUGGAGGUGAACUGUCUCGGAGUCGUACGCGUCACGCAGGCCUUCAAGAAGCUCGUGAAGGCGGCGAAGGGGAGAAUUGUGACGGUGACGUCCGUCAACGGAAGACUCUCCACCCCCGCAGCCGGUCCGUAUGUUGUCUCCAAGUUCGGAGCGGCGGCCUACAUGGAUUGUCUGAGGUAAGUUAGCGCGAACGUCGUUGGUAUCAAUUUUUUAUUCAGACAAGAACUGUACAACUUCGACGUGAAAGUGAGCAUCGUCGAGCCCGGAAUCUUCAAAACUCCACUGCUUGACGAGGACGCAAUGCUGAAGAGAGUGGAGCACGUGUGGACCCAGAUUGACGACGAAUCGAGGGCCGAGUACGGAGAGACAUUCAAAAACUAUUGUAAGUCUCUAGAUGCAAGGUUUCUAAACCAUAAUUACUAUGUAUUUUCAGUCGCAAAGAUGUGGAACAAGACUUACAUCGCGCUGAGCACCACCAAAAUCCACUACGUCGUGGACAACUACUAUCAUGCUCUCACUGCCAAGUAUCCACGACAUCGUUAUUAUUGCGGAUGGGAUGCCAUUUUCGUAUACGUUCCGCUGUCCCUUCUGCCCACCUGGUUCACCGAUUACGUCAUCAGAAACCUCGGAAAGCAGGAGGUUCUUCCGGCGUGCCUGGAAAAGGACAAGCGCCAGUGA